Plasmodium malariae is the source of this 210-nucleotide messenger RNA. RefSeq names its product DNA-directed RNA polymerases I, II, and III subunit RPABC5, putative (gene RPB10). The coding region runs from base 1 to 210 and encodes 69 amino acids. Gene Ontology annotation, molecular function: zinc ion binding; DNA binding; DNA-directed RNA polymerase activity. The record is from RefSeq and is a predicted model, not a curated record. Lineage: Eukaryota; Apicomplexa; Aconoidasida; Haemosporida; Plasmodiidae. The transcript has a single exon. Gene Ontology annotation, cellular component: RNA polymerase II, core complex; RNA polymerase III complex; RNA polymerase I complex. Gene Ontology annotation, biological process: tRNA transcription by RNA polymerase III; transcription by RNA polymerase II; transcription by RNA polymerase I.
AUGAUUAUACCCGUUCGCUGUUUUACUUGUGGAAAAUUAAUUGGAAAUUUGUGGAGCUUAUACGAGAAGAAGUUAGAAGAGGGAAUGUCAAAAUGUGAUGCAUUGGAUGAAUUGAAAUUAUCAAGAUAUUGUUGUAGGAGAAUGAUAUUAACACAUGCAGAUAUGAUGGACAAAUUGUUAUGCUAUAAUAUGUACGAACGAAAAUUGUAA